This is a messenger RNA of Quercus robur (English oak), 3237 nucleotides long. RefSeq lists its product as uncharacterized. Gene Ontology annotation, molecular function: protein binding; mRNA binding; translation initiation factor activity. Gene Ontology annotation, cellular component: eukaryotic translation initiation factor 4F complex. Lineage: Eukaryota; Viridiplantae; Streptophyta; Magnoliopsida; Fagales; Fagaceae. The record is from RefSeq and is a predicted model, not a curated record. The transcript has 15 exons.
AUGUUGUCAGCUGGUCUUUCAAGCAUCAGUUUCCGGCCAAACUCAGGGCUAAAGCAAAAUCCAAACGACAUCCGAGAAGCGACGACGCAGAAGCGAGAGCUUGAUAUGUUUCCGGAAGCAGUAGUGGCAUCUGAUGAUGUUAAGCCUCAGUUGGAUAUUACUAAGAAUAAGAUGAUUGGGAUACUCACUACUGUACUUAUAUAUAUUCUCAUUUUUUUGGUACAAUUUGAUCAGCCUUUGACAAAUAAUCCAGAGAACAGUCAAGUGCCCAGAAGCCAAUUGCUGCCCCCGUUUAGAAGAAAAAAAGGAGGACCUCUAGUCAAAUCUAACUUACCAUGGUCAGCUAGAAGGGGAAAUCUCUCUGAAUACGAUCGUGUCUUGAAAACAACAGCAGAUAGGAUAAUGAACAAGCAGACCCCAACUAAGUUUGAUCUGCGACAUCACCCAAUUUACAGUGGAAUUAAAUCAGCUGAAACCUUAAAGUGGACUAUUUCACUGAUACAUAACAAGGCUGUGAUGGAACCGGCAUUUUGUCCCAUGUACGCUCUUCUGUGCAGUGAUCUCAGUGAACAGCUCCCACCUUUAGCAUCUGAUGAACCUGAUGGUAAUGUAAUUACUUUCAAGAGAGUCCUACUGAAUAAAUGCCAGGAGACAUUUGAGUGUGCUGACGAACGGAGUGAAGAAUUAAGGCAUAUGACUGCUCCGGAGCAAAAGAUGGAGCGUAGGGUUAGAGAAAGAAUGCUCAAGCUUCAUUUUCUUGGAAACAUCCGUUUACUUGGAGAGCUUUAUAAGCAGAAGAUGGUACCUGAAAAAAUCAUCCAUCACAUUGUUCAGAAGCUUCUAGAUCCACCUGAGGAAAACGUGGAAGCUAUAUGUCAGUUACUUAACACUGUUGGUAAGCAGCUUGAUGAGGACCAAAAAUCACGGCGUAUAAAUGAUAUGUACUUCUGUCAAUUGAAGUUACUGAGCACAAACCCUCAGUUGGCUCCUCGACUGAGGCACAUGAUUCGUGACAUUCUUGAUUUGAGAGAAAAAAAUUGGCUUCCCAGACGUAAAGAGGUAAAACCCAAAUUCAUCCCUGACAUACAGUCAGAAUCGCAGAAUCAAGGGAACAUCAGCCCAGGUAAAUACAUCCCUAGGUUCAGAAGAGAUGCAAUGUUGAGUAAUCUUCAGAGAAAAACAGUCUCUCUUAUUGAGGAAUAUUUCACUAUCAGACUUUUGGACGAAGCGCUACAGUGUGUGAAGGAACUAAAUUCUCCAGAUUACCACCGUGAGGUUGUCAAGGAAGCUAUUUCCCUGGGACUAGAGAAAAGUCCACCCUGUGUUGAACCAGUUGUGAAGCUUCUUGAGUAUCUGUUUGCAGAGAAAGUUCUUGCAGAUGGAGACAUAGAGCUUGGAUGUUUACUUUAUGGCUCAAUGUUGGAUGAUGUUAGUCUUGAUGUACCCAAAGCACCAAAUGGUUUUGGUGAAAUUAUUGGGAAACUAGUUCUGGCUGGGGUCUUGGAUUUUACAGUGGUGAAUAAGGUGGUGAAGAAGGUGGAAGAUGAGCGGUUGCAGAAAGCUAUAUUUGAUGGAGCAGAGCUGACUGUUAAUCAUUCUCCCAUAUUUUCUUCCAACAUCGUCUACUUCAUGGAGCAAGCAUUGAUCGCUGGUCUUCCAAGCAUGAGUCUCCGACCAAACUCAGAGCUAAAGCAAAAUCCAAACGACAUCCGAGAAGCAACAACGCAGCAGCGAGAGCUAGAUAUGUUUCCGGAAUUAGUGGCAUCUGAUGUUAAGCCUCACUCGGAUGUUACUAAGAAUAAGAUGGUACAAUCAAAUCAGCAUUUGACAAAUAAUCCGGAGACCAGAAACCGACGGUUGCCUAGAAGAAAAAAAGGAGGACCUCAACAAAGAUCUGACUUACCAUGGUCAGCUAGAAGGGAAAAUCUCUCUGAAAACGAAUGUAUCUUGAAAACAGCAGCAGAUAGGAUACUGAACAAGCAUACCUCAGCUAAGUUUGAUCGGCUACAGGAUCACCCAGUUUACAGUGGAAUUAAUUCAGCUGAAACCUUAGUGGGGACUGUCACACUGAUAUAUAACAAGGCUGUGACAGAACCUGCAUAUUGUCCCAUGUACGCUCUCCUGUGUUCAGAUCUUAAUCAAAAGCUCCCGCGUUUCCCAUCUGAUGAACCUCAUAGUAGAGACAUAACUGUCAUGCGAGUCCUAUUGAAUAAAUGCCAGGAGACAUUUGAGGGUGCUGACGAACUGACAAAAGAAUUACAGUGUAUGACUGCUCCAGAACAAACAAUGGGUCGUAGGAUUAGAGAAAGAAUGCUCAGGCGUCGUUUUCUUGGAAACAUUCAGUUAAUCGGAGAGCUUAUGAAGCAGAAGAUGAUGGUUGAAAGGAUUGUUCAUCUUGUUGUUCAGAAGCUUCUUGGACCAGCUGAUAGCAAGUUUCAACCCAAUGAAGAAAAUGUUGAAGCCUUAUGCCAGUUAUUAAUCACUCUUGGUAAGCAGUUUGAUGAGAGCCCAACAUCACGCUGUAAAAAUGAUGAGUACUUUAGGCAGUUGAAUGAUAUGAGCACCAGCACGCAACUGGCCCCACUACUGAGGUUCAUGAUUCGUGAUCUGCUCGAUUUGAGAGCAAACAAUUGGGUUGCCAGGCCUGAAGAGGUAAAAGCCAAAAAUAUCACUAAAAAAUACUCAGAAUCACAGAAUCUAGGGGAUACCGGCCCAUGUGGCUUCCUCCCCAUGACCAAAACAACUGCAAGGUUGAAUAAUCUUCAGAGAAAAACAGUCUAUCUCAUUGAGGAAUAUUUCAUUGUAAGGCUUUUGGACGAAGCGCUUAAGUGUGUGAAGGAACUAAAUUCUCCAGCUUACCACCCUGAGGUUGUCAAGGAAGCUAUUUCCCUUGGACUAGAGAGAAGUCCACCAUGUGCUGAACCAGUUGCGAAGCUUCUUGAGUAUCUGUUCACUGAGAAAGUUCUUGCAGAUGGAGACAUAGAGCUUGGAUGUUUACUUUAUGGCUCAAUGUUGGAUGAUGUUAGUCUUGAUGUACCCAAAGCACCAAAUGGUUUUGGUGAAAUUAUUGGGAAACUAGUUUUGGCUGGGGUCUUGGAUUUUACAGUGGUGAAUAAGGUGGUUAUGAAGGUGGAAGAUGAGCGGUUGCAAAAAACUAUAUCUGGUGCAGCAGUGCGGAUUGCUAAUUCUACUCCUUGACAGAGUUUUUUGGAAUAACAAGCAUCUGAUGCUGAGUGA